CACUGCGUUCACAACUUCACGAUUAUUGUGCACGGCAUUUGUUUGCGCUGAAGUUCGUCUUUAAUCAAUUCGUGUCUCGCAAUUCUUGUGGCGGUCUAUCCGCACAACAUUUCAAUUUUAUCCAUCAAAAAAAGUAAAUGUCCACUGACAAACGUUUUUCCUAUUUCCCAUCCUCACCAAGACCUAAAAGGUUAAUUUCGUAAUGACAUCCCACGGUGUCCAAAUUUUUUUCCCGGACCUUGGCUUACCCAUCUCCUAUGAUCUCAGGUUAGAUUGUUUAUAACAAUAAUUUUUACUGACAAGCGUCUACGAACAAUUUUUCACAUUGGUUUUGUGCAAAGAAAAAACAAUUUUGUGACUGACCAUUAGUCAUCGUAACUUGUGAUACAUUGAGUUCCUUGGUUCGACAGCACUGACAAUAUGGGUUCAGUAAGUUUAAUAUGCCCCAUGUGCUGUCAAGAGACUUUUAGCAAUUUGGAAUUACUCAAGGACCAUUUACUUAACGUGAUGAAUAAUUUGUAUUGCCCUGGAUGCUCUGAGCAAAUUCCUUCAUUAUCUGCGUUGAUUCAACAUUUAGAUUGUUGUGACAAUACAUUUGGAAAAGGAGAAAGAAAACUCACACAGUUAGAGUGCAAUAGAUUAACUAAUGAAAAUGAUAAAGUACCAGAUGUGUUGAUGGAAGGUGCUGAAGAUGAAUUAAAUGAGAGCUUUUUAGCUACUGUUAAUGAAGAUGGAAUUAUGAUUAUUGGUGAAGGAAGAACAAUUCAAGUAGAUGAAAAUGGUGAUAUUCAAGUAGUAGAAAAAUCAAGUACAACAAAUACAAUAACUCAUUGUGAAGAAGCUAUUAUUAACAACAUGGAAGAUGAUACAGAAAUUGAUAUAUCUUCUGAUCCAGUAAAUCAGGAAGAGCAAAUAAAUUCUACAAAACAGGAAAUAUCCAUGUCUAAUAUGCCAGAUGAUUCAGAAAUUUUGGAUGAUAAUGACCAAACUUACAUACAGUUUUCAGAAAUAGAAGAUAUGGAGCUUGAAGAUGAAUCUAGAGAAGAAUCAAGAAAUGUGGAAGAGCAGGGAGAAGGAGAUGUUAUGUUCAGUUGUAAUGCAUGUAGAAUAAGUUUUACCAAUGUAAAAGACCACUUGAGAGAUUACCAUCAUGGAGAGGAAGUAGUAUUAGAAAUGAACGAGGAACAAUUGAAUGAAAUAGAAGCAACUACCACAAAACCAAUGUUACCAUCUACCCGAAUUGCAGACGUGAACGCGUCAUCAAAAGUGUCAUCGAACAAUACAAAAGCAGCUCCAAGACAGAGACAAUCCAUGAACACAUUAAGGACUGAAGAGUGUAUAGAUAGUGAUGGAAGGACGUUUACUCGAAAAGUUGUGCAAAUAGAAAGAUUUUGGGAUAAGUCACCAGUUAAUUUGUCGUCAACAAAAGCUCCAAUGAUUGAAAAAUUUUUCUCCAAUGUCGAGGGUGUCAAAGUCCGAGAUAAAAGUAUAACAGUUGCCCCAACGAAAAUGUACAGAUGUAACCAGUGCCUAGGACAGUUUGCCAAGUUGACCGAUUUUCGAGUUCACAAUUGUUUUCAAACAACCAACCGUUGCGAAAAAUGCGACUUGACUUUUACCUCGGUGAGAUCAAUGCACGCGCAUAUGAGGACUCAUCGACAGGUGAACGACUAUCCUACCCUCAAAAUUUUCUUAUGUCAAAUCUGUGGAACAGAGUUCUUAACGCACAAAAGCUUACAAUUGCACAAGAGGAUGCAUCAACCGGUCAAAUCACGCCAUGUCGAUGCACCUGAGGGUACCGAAGAGGAAACAUUUGAAUGUCCUGAUUGCGGGAAAAUUCUCGCAGAAGCGUACAGAGCUGCACAUAUGGCCACACACGAAGGCGACUCAAUCACAUGUAUCAUUUGCAAUCGAAAAUUCGAUUCCGAGGAGAGUUUACAAAUGCAUAGGGCAGUUCAUGCCGAAUCAGGCGUCGAUGCUUUGAAUGCAUCGACGAAUGAAAUUAUUAUCCCAGAUAUACAAGAUCCCAUAGAGCCAAUAUUAGAUACCAACAAUUCGGCAAAUGAAAUAGUUACCGGCGAAAAAGUCGACGACGAGAUUGCAAUUCAGAAACCUUAUCAGUGUCAGCAUUGUGGUCGUCGGUUCACAAGACCUCACGAGAAAGUAAAGCACGAAAGGAUACAUACAGGAGAGAAGCCGCACGUCUGCGAGGUCUGUGGUAAGACAUUCCGAGUUUCCUAUUGCCUGACUCUCCACAUGCGCACUCAUACCGGUGUCCGACCGUACGAGUGUCAGCAUUGUGGCAAGCGUUUUAAGGCUUCUUCGGUGUAUAACCAUCAUCUGUUGACUCACGGUGAUGAGCGCGCUUACACCUGUCCAUACUGCCCCAAAACUUUCAAGACCCGCGUGCAAUUGGCUGGUCACAAGAAUAGUCACACUAAACCUUUCCGCUGUACCGAGUGUUCACGACCGUUCGCUUCCCUCUAUGCGGCUCGUUCGCACAUGCAAACUCAUAAAAAGGACAACAAUUUGAAAUUUAGUUGCAACAUCUGCGGUGCCUCGUACGGCCGAGCUUUUGCUUUGAAGGAUCAUCUGAAGCAACACGAAAACGACCAUUCGGCUACGCUACCACCAGAGGCUUCGAGGGAAGAAGAAGUACAAGUAGAUUUCUUACUACGAGACGAUGUGGAAGUUGUUGGUGAAGAGUUAAUUGUGCCUUCGCCGCCUCCGCCUGCUUGUGAAUCGAUAGAGAGUAUUGAAUUAGCUGAGUAAGAUUUCCCGUUGAGUUUGCGCGUUAUGAACAAUUUCAUUCUUUUUUUCUCCUCUUUUAUUAGGCCUUUGAUGCUGCUAUUUUUUUUUUUUUACAAGGCCAAUAUUGUAAAAAGAUAUUAGUGCAGAGUUUGACACUUGUUUUUCUAGGUAGCUUGAUCAACAAAUCAAUCUUCAGUCUAGAUAAUCGUAAUUAAAAUGAUACUGUCUUAUUUCAUAUUUUUUAUUAUUCAAAGACAAUAAGCUAUUCUUUACAGCUAGAAUCAUUUCUGGCAGUAAUUAAUUCGAAAGAUAUUUUUCAAAUGUCUAUAUCUACUUUGAUAUGUAUACACAUUACUUAUUCGAAUUAAUAGAUUUACUUCAAUCUAUCUUUCACCGCUGAACUUAUCGUUUCCAAUAAUGUUCUCAAGCUAAUUAUUAAUUGCUCACAUCUACAUAGUACAAAUUCAAAAUGACAGACCUUAUACAUACCUAUUGUAAUGUAUUCCUGUGAAAUAAUCGUGUUGAUAAUGUAUCGAAGAAUUAUCAUUAAAUUUCUUAAAAUUGACAUAAUAAUAGUUGAACGUGAGGAGGUAACGAUGGUUCUUUUGUACAUUAUGAAAAAAAUAAAUCAACUAUCACGCGGUAAGCGGCGACAGUAUGUUUUAAUUGUACAUCGACCGAGACUCGACAUUAAUUAAUCUGUGUCGCUGCACGCACGUGUAUUUACCCGACGGCACGUACCAAAUAAACUCAACGCU
Phymastichus coffea is the source of this 3509-nucleotide messenger RNA. RefSeq names its product zinc finger protein 90. The coding region runs from base 421 to 2772 and encodes 783 amino acids. The record is from RefSeq and is a predicted model, not a curated record. Gene Ontology annotation, biological process: regulation of transcription by RNA polymerase II. Gene Ontology annotation, molecular function: RNA polymerase II transcription regulatory region sequence-specific DNA binding; DNA-binding transcription factor activity, RNA polymerase II-specific. Lineage: Eukaryota; Metazoa; Arthropoda; Insecta; Hymenoptera; Eulophidae. Gene Ontology annotation, cellular component: nucleus. The transcript has 7 exons.